Messenger RNA from Dryobates pubescens (Downy woodpecker), 2503 nucleotides. It is a transcript of the gene DDX27, whose product is annotated as DEAD-box helicase 27. Gene Ontology annotation, molecular function: nucleic acid binding; RNA helicase activity; ATP binding. NCBI's taxonomy places the organism in Eukaryota, Metazoa, Chordata, Aves, Piciformes, Picidae. Bases 33 to 2300 code for a protein of 755 amino acids. The transcript has 21 exons. The record is from RefSeq and is a predicted model, not a curated record.
GCGCAGCCGCCGGUUCCGGGACAGCCGCGGCCAUGCUGCAGAGCCUGGGCCUGGUGGGCACCAUCGCGGAGGGGGACGAGGUGCCCGAGGAGCCUGAAUCUGGGGACUCCGAGGAUGAGGAGGAGAUGUGCCGGGCGCCGGGCCCCAGACGGCGGGGCCCCACGAGCGGAGACUUCAGCGCUGCCUUCGUCUUCGGCGAGGCAGAGGCCGGCGGGGAAGGCGCCUGGGCGGCGGCACUGCGCCAGCUCCGCGGCAAGAAGUCAGCCACGACGCUGGAUGAGAAGAUUGAGAAAGUGAGACAGAAAAGAAAGUGCCAGGAGAGAGAAGCUAAAGAAGCAAAAGUGGGAGAGGAGGAUGCAGAGACUGAAGAUAAGCAAACCAAAAAGGAGAGUGAGGAUUUUGGUGGGGAUGAAGACGAAGAUGUGGAGUCUCAAUAUUCAUUGGAUGAUGAAACCAUCUUCACAAAAGCAGAUACAGUCAAAGUGAAGAAAAGGAGGAGAUCAAAGAAGGGAGAAAUGGAAGCAGGGAGCUUUUCUGAAGAUGCAUCUCAGUAUGAUGAGAACUUGUCAUUCCAGGACAUGAAUCUCUCACGACCUUUGCUCAAGGCAAUCACAGCUCUUGGCUUCAAGCAGCCAACCCCAAUUCAGAAGGCUUGCAUCCCUGUGGGUCUUCUGGGGAAGGAUAUUUGUGCCUGUGCUGCCACUGGGACAGGUAAAACAGCUGCCUUCAUCCUGCCUGUGCUCGAGCGCCUGAUUUACAAACCCCGCCAGGCUCCCAUCACUCGGGUGCUGGUCCUGGUGCCAACGCGAGAGCUGGGCAUCCAGGUGCACGCCGUCACCAAGCAGCUGGCACAGUUCAGCAGUGUCACCACUUGCCUUGCUGUAGGUGGCCUGGAUGUGAAGACACAGGAAGCAGCGCUGCGCUCUGGGCCAGACAUUCUUAUUGCCACUCCUGGGAGGCUGAUUGAUCACCUCCACAAUUGCCCUUCCUUCCACCUGAGCAGUGUGGAGGUGCUGAUUUUGGAUGAGGCAGACAGGAUGCUGGAUGAAUACUUUGAGGAACAGAUGAAGGAAAUAAUCAGGUUGUGUUCCAAUCACCGUCAGACCAUGCUCUUCUCUGCCACAAUGACAGAGGAGGUGAAAGACCUGGCUUCUGUUUCUCUGAAGAGCCCCGUGAGGAUUUUUGUGAACAGCAACACGGACGUGGCCCCGUUCCUGCGGCAGGAAUUCAUCCGCAUCCGGCCCAGCAGGGAGGGGGACCGCGAGGCCAUCGUAGCAGCGCUGCUGACACGAACCUUCCCGGAUCACGUCAUGCUCUUCACCCAGACCAAGAAGCAAGCUCACCGCAUGCACAUCCUGCUUGGGCUGAUGGGUCUGCGCGUGGGGGAGCUCCAUGGCAACCUCUCCCAGACCCAGCGGCUGGAGGCACUCAGGCGGUUUAAGGACGAGCAGAUCGAUAUUCUGGUAGCUACAGAUGUGGCUGCUCGUGGGCUUGACAUUGAAGGUGUCAAAACUGUCAUCAAUUUUACCAUGCCCAACACCACCAAGCACUACGUUCACAGAGUGGGUAGGACAGCAAGAGCAGGCAGGGCUGGCCGCUCGGUCUCUCUGGUAGGCGAGGAAGAGCGCAAGAUGCUGAAGGAUAUUGUGAAGACUGCCAAGACCCCAGUGAAAGCCAGAAUCCUCCCCCAAGAUGUCAUACUCAAAUUUCGGGAGAAGAUUGAGAAUCUGGAGAAAGAUAUCUAUGCAGUUCUGUGCUUGGAGCGUGAGGAACGUGAGAUGCAGCAGUCAGAGGCACAGAUCAACAGGGCAAAGAAACAGCUGGAGACGGGCAAAAAGACUGAGGGUGAGGGUUUGGAGCGGAGCUGGUUCCAGACCCGUGAAGAGAGGAAGAAAGAGAAGUUGGCUAAAGCCCUGCAGGAGUUUGACCUAGCAUUACGAGGCAAAAAGAAAAGGAAGAAAUUCAUGCAGGACCAACAGAAGAAAGGCCAAAUGACACCAGAGGAGAGGUCACAGUUUGAGAUCUUGAAAUCUCAAAUGUACGCGGAGCGGCUGGCAAAAAGGAACCGCCGAGCAAAGCGAGCCAGAGCCUUGCCUGAGGAGGAGCCAGCACCAGUGGCAACAGGUCCCAAGAAGAAGAAAAAGGUGUCAGUGUUUGAUGAGGAGCUCACCAACACGAGCAGGAAGGCUCUGAAGCAGUACCGUGCUGGCCCAUCAUUUGAAGACCGAAAACGCCUGGGUAUGGCCCAGCGUAGGAAAGGAGGAAAAUUCAAGUCCAAGUCCAGGUACAAGAGAAAGUAAGAAGUGUUGGCAGUUACCAAAUGACCACUUUCAGACACACUCUCUCCAAGGCCUCCAUUUCUUUGUGCUGCAAGGAGGCAACUUCAUCAAAUUGGAAGAGUUUUUCUUCAAGGGUCUGGAAUAACUUUGGGCUGUUCAUUAAUACCUGGUUGAAGGCUGUGUGGAAGCAUCUUCCACAACCCAUGCAAUAAAAGAUUGAUCCA